Colius striatus (speckled mousebird) is the source of this 6666-nucleotide messenger RNA. RefSeq names its product zinc finger SWIM-type containing 8 (gene ZSWIM8). Lineage: Eukaryota; Metazoa; Chordata; Aves; Coliiformes; Coliidae. The transcript is spliced from 26 exons. The record is from RefSeq and is a predicted model, not a curated record. Gene Ontology annotation, molecular function: zinc ion binding. The coding region runs from base 700 to 6162 and encodes 1820 amino acids. Gene Ontology annotation, cellular component: Cul2-RING ubiquitin ligase complex.
CCGCCCGCCGCCCGCCGGCGCCGCUGACCGGCCGCCGGGGUCCCGCCGCGCCGCUUUUAAGCCUCGGCGAGCGGGAGGGAAGUUGUCUCCUCUCCCCGCGCCACUCCACCCUCCUCCCGGCUCUUCCCGCCCGCGCCUCCCUCCGGUUCCUGCACCGAGAGUGAGAAAAGCACAAGCUCAGGGAGCCCCGGCCCUGCGUGCCCGUCCGUGCUGCGAGGAGGACGGUGCCCGCGCCCCGCAGCGCCGGGGCCGUCGGCGUCGGAAGCCCGCAGACCGUGAGAAGCCCGCAGACCGUCGGAAGCCCGCAGACCGUCGGAAGCCCGCAGACCGUCCGUGCGCCCGGCCGGCACCUGUCCCGCCCGCACGCCGCUCUCGGGGCCGUGCACCCUCCUCGGUCUGCGGCACGUUUGGUGGACGUCAGCUCUGCGUUUCUUUUAACUUUGUCAAGAACUUGCGGUGGUUGGUUUUGUUGUGUUGUUUUUUUUCUCCUCUGGGAUUUUUACGAGCUUCCCCUGGGUUGAUUUCCUGCUUCUGCCACCUCAGAUAACACCGUCUCUUCUUGUUCCUGGCGCUGUAAUAUGGGGAUCGAACCAAAAUCGGGACUGUGAGUGUUGCAGGAGCCCUCGAGUCCGCCCGCCUGGUGAAAGCCAGCAGUGCUGCUUGUCUUUCCUCUUCUUACCCCCACGUCGUCUGUCGGAUAUGAUGGAACUCAUGUUCGCAGAGUGGGAGGACGGGGAGAGGUUUUCGUUUGAAGACUCUGAUCGCUUUGAAGAAGACUCUCUUUGUUCCUUCAUCUCAGAGGCAGAGAGCCUCUGCCAGAACUGGAGAGGAUGGAGGAAGCAAUCGGCUGGACCCAAUUCUCCCACUGUCAAAAUGAAAGAUGGGCUGGUGAUCCCAUUGGUGGAACUAUCUGCAAAGCAAGUUGCAUUUCACAUUCCAUUUGAGGUGGUGGAGAAAGUUUAUCCUCCAGUACCUGAGCAAUUGCAGCUUCGGAUCGCCUUCUGGAGUUUCCCAGAAAAUGAGGAAGAUAUCAGGUUGUACUCAUGCUUGGCGAACGGCAGUGCGGAUGAGUUCCAGCGAGGGGAGCAGCUCUUUCGGGUCAGGGCUGUCAAAGACCCUCUCCAGAUAGGUUUCCAUCUGAGUGCCACUGUGGUGCCCCCGCAGAUGGUGUCACCCAAGGGCGCGUACAACGUGGCCGUGAUGUUUGACCGCUGCCGGAUCACGUCGUGCAGCUGCACCUGCGGAGCUGGGGCCAAGUGGUGUGCUCACGUCGUGGCACUCUGCCUCUUCCGGAUACACAACGCAUCUGCAGUAUGCUUACGAGCACCUGUUUCUGAGUCCUUGUCUCGGCUACAAAGAGACCAACUGCAAAAAUUUGCUCAGUACCUAAUCAGUGAACUUCCACAACAGAUUCUUCCCACGGCUCAGCGCUUGCUGGACGAGCUGUUAUCUUCUCAGUCUACUGCCAUCAACACAGUGUGUGGAGCCCCAGAUCCCACCGCUGGACCCUCUGCAUCAGAUCAGAGCACCUGGUACUUAGAUGAAUCUACUCUGAGUGACAACAUAAAGAAAACCCUUCAUAAGUUCUGUGGCCCUUCUCCUGUUGUUUUCAGUGAUGUGAAUUCAAUGUAUCUCUCCUCCACGGAGCCCCCAGCUGCUGCCGAGUGGGCCUGCCUGCUGCGGCCCCUGCGAGGCAGAGAGCCCGAGGGCAUCUGGAACCUGCUCUCCAUCGUGCGGGAGAUGUUUAAGAGACGGGACAGCAACGCAGCUCCCUUGCUGGAGAUUCUGACUGACCAGUGUCUCAACUAUGAGCAGAUAACCGGCUGGUGGUACAGCGUGCGAACGUCUGCGUCCCACAGCAGCGCCAGCGGGCACACGGGCCGCAGCAACGGCCAGUCAGAGGUGGCUGCUCAUGCUUGUGCCAGUAUGUGUGAUGAGAUGGUGGUCCUUUGGAGGCUGGCUGUCCUUGACCCAACUGUUAGCCCACAGAGGCGCAGGGACCUUUGCUCACAGCUCAGACAGUGGCAGCUGAAAGUCAUAGAUAACGUCAAGAGGGGUCAGCACAAGAAAUCGCUGGAGAAGCUCUUCCAGGGUUUCAAGCCAGCCGUGGAAGCCUGUUACUUCAACUGGGAGGAGUCGUAUCCCAUUCCCGGGAUCACAUACAGCAGCACCGACAAGAAGAACUCCUUCUGUUGGGUAAAGGCCAUCCAGCAGAGGAGCUGCCGGCUGCAGUGUGCGGAGGCAGCCUGCGAGGCGGGCCGGGCCCCGGGGCAGGAGCCGUGCCCGCAGGCCGCGGACAGGCCGCGGGGCUCUGCCCAGGAGCCGGCCGUGCGGCCCAAGGAGCUCAGCGGCAAGCGCAAAGGGGCGGCCGAGCCCCCGCAGAGGGUGCUGCGGCGCCUCUCGGCAGAUGGAGACAAGGCUGUGUACAAGAGCACGGCGGGCAAGGCAAAGCUGCCCGGCAGCAAAGGCUCGGCCGGCAAACACAGCGGGAAGCGCCGCAUGAGCAGCGAGGACAGCUCGCUGGAGCCCGACCUGGCCGAGAUGAGCCUGGACGACAGCAGCUUGGCUCUGGGGGCGGAGGCCAGCAACACGUUCAGCUUCACGGAAAGCCCUCUGAGCAGGAGCUACAGGGACACGUUUGAGGAGGACGGCGGGGUGUACUUCUCGGAGGGACCCGAGCCCGGUGCCAGGAGCAGUUCCACGGCCAAGAAAGCGCCCAAGGAUCCCGUGGGGGAGAUGGGCAGCGGCGAUGACGACCUGCCUUCCGCCGAUGAGAACAGCGGUGGCGUGAGCCUGAAGCCAGAAGAAGUGGGAGAGAAUGGGGCAGCAGGGGGAGGGGAUGACGGAGAAGAGGAGGACGAUUACCAGGUGUACUAUCUGAACCCACAAGAGGUAGCCAAGGAAGACGACGACAAGGCUGACGGGGGAAACGAAGAAGAACAGGAUAUAUUCGCUGGUAUAAAGCCUCUGGAGCAGGAGAACAGGAUGGAGAUCCUGUUUGCCUGUGCAGAGGCCCUGUAUGCACAUGGAUACAGCAAUGAAGCGUGUCGCUUAACCGUGGAGCUCGCCAGGGACCUCCUGGCCAACCCUCCAGACCUCAAAGUGGAGCAGCCACCAACUAAGGGCAAAAAGAACAAGGUGUCAACCAGCAAGCAGACGUGGAUGGCAACCAACACGUUGUCCAAGGCUGCUUUCCUGCUGACCGUGCUGAGCGAGCGGCUGGAGUACCACAACCUGGCCUUCCGAAUCGGGAUGUUUGCUCUGGAGCUGCAGAGACCACCCGCCUCUACCAAGGCUCUGGAGGUGAAGCUGGCAUAUCAGGAGUCUGAGAUUGCAGCCCUCUUGAAGAAGAUUCCCCUGGGCACUACUGAGAUGAACACAAUCCGAGGCAGAGCCGAGGAGCUGCGGGAGGGGACGCUGUGCGAUUACCGGCCCGUCCUGCCGCUGAUGCUGGCCAGCUUCAUAUUUGAUGUCCUGUGCACUCCAGUGGUUUCUCCUACAGGCUCCAGACCCCCAAGCCGUAAUUGGAAUAAUGAAAUGCCUGGAGAUGAAGAGCUUGGUUUUGAGGCAGCUGUUGCUGCUCUUGGCAUGAAAACAACUGUCAGUGAGGCAGAACAUCCUCUGCUGUGUGAAGGUACCCGAAGGGAGAAAGGGGAUCUGGCACUAGCCCUGAUGAUUACUUACAAGGAUGAUCAGUCCAAGCUGAAGAAGAUCUUAGACAAACUCCUGGACAGAGAGAGCCAAACUCACAAGCCACAGACUCUGAGCUCUUUCUACUCAUCCAGCAAGCCUGCAGUAGCAAAUCAAAAAUCUCCUUCCAAACAUGCUGCCCAGUCCACUGCAGCCAUCCAGCAGCUCCCAGGGACAUCAGUGGCUCAGCAGGCUGCUGUGAGCACUGCAGUCCAGAGCAGUCCUGAGAACUUUGUGGAGAAGAGUGCCCAGGAGAGCUCUCAGAGGUCACCCUGUGAGCCAGCUGCAGAGGCUGCUGUCUUGAAACAAGAGGGAAAGGUCCCCAGUCGCCUGGCCCUUGGGAACAGAGGUGGAUACAACGGGAGGUGUUGGGGCUCACCUGUCAGGCAGAAGAAGAAGCACACAGGCAUGGCCAGUAUCGACAGCAGCGCUCCAGAAACCACCUCUGACAGCUCUCCAACGCUCAGCCGGCGGCCGCUGCGCGGGGGGUGGGCAACCACCUCCUGGGGCAGGGGACAGGACAGUGACAGCAUCAGCAGUUCCUCAAGUGAUUCCCUGGGAUCUUCCUCUUCCAGUGGCAGCAGGAGAGCCAGUGGGGGAGCCCGUGCCAAGACUGUGGAAGUUGGCAGGUAUAAAGGGAGGCGCCUGGAGAGCCACGCUCCUCACGUCCCAAACCAGCCCUCAGAGGCAGCUGCUCACUUCUACUUUGAGUUGGCCAAGACAGUCCUUAUCAAAGCAGGUGGAAACAGCAGUACCUCCAUCUUUACCCACCCUUCCUCCAGUGGUGGGCACCAGGGACCACACCGCAACCUCCACCUGUGCGCCUUUGAGAUCGGGCUGUACGCGCUGGGGCUGCACAACUUCGUGUCUCCCAACUGGCUCUCUCGGACUUACUCCUCCCACGUCUCCUGGAUCACAGGGCAGGCCAUGGAGAUCGGCAGUGCGGCCUUGAACAUCUUGGUGGAGUGCUGGGAUGGGCACCUGACCCCCCCGGAGGUGGCGUCGUUGGCAGACAGAGCUUCACGGGCCAGAGACUCCAACAUGGUGCGGGCAGCUGCGGAGCUGGCGCUCAGCUGCCUGCCCCACGCCCACGCGCUGAACCCAAACGAGAUCCAGAGGGCCCUGGUGCAGUGUAAGGAGCAGGACAACCUGAUGCUGGAGAAGGCCUGUAUGGCAGUGGAGGAGGCGGCCAAAGGAGGCGGCGUGUACCCUGAAGUGCUCUUCGAAGUCGCUCACCAGUGGUACUGGCUCUACGAGCAGACUGUGGGCGGGACGCCGGCCCAGCGUGAAGGCGCCAGCGGCUGCAGCUCCAGCGGGGCGCGAGCACCCUCGGAGGCGGCCCGCGGGCUGCCAGACAGCCGGGUCAGCUCGGAGCCCAGCGCCGUCACCGUGGCGGCCGCCGUCACCGCCGCGGCCACGGUGGUGCCCGUCAUCUCGGUGGGCUCCACCAUGUACCAGCAGCACACGAUGGCGGGGCCGGCCAUGGCGCACGGGCACGCGCAGGGCCUGCACCCCUACACCGCGCUGCAGACGCACAUCCCCUGCAGCCCGCAGUACCUGGGCCACACGCUGCAGCACAUGCCGCGCCCCGCCGUCUUCCCCGUGCCCGGCUCCGCCUACCCGCAGGGCGUCCACCCGGCGUUCAUAGGAGCGCAGUACCCGUACUCGGUCACCACGCCGUCCCUGGCAGCCACAGCCGUGUCCUUCCCCGGCGUGCCCGUCCCCUCCAUGACACAGAUUGCUGUGCAUCCCUAUCACAGCGAGACAGGACUGUCACUGUCUUCCAACGUGGCGAUAGGAAGUGUCCAUGCAGGAUCAACAUUCCCAGCCAUUCAGGGGGCUUCCUUGACAAGUCUGUCCUCACAGCCCAACUCCCUCGUUACAGGGGGGUUUCCUGCAGAGGAUGAGCAGCACAGCCAGCCCGUGAGCCCCCAGGGCCUGCACUACCUCCACUCCGCAUACCGAGUCGGGAUGCUGGCUCUGGAGAUGAUCGGCCGAAGAGCUCCCAACGACCAUCCCAACAACUUCUCCCGCAGCCCCCCCUACACAGAGGAUGUCAAGUGGCUCCUUGGGUUAGCUGCCAAGCUGGGUGUCAACUACGUGCAUCAGUUCUGCGUUGGUGCAGCCAAGGGGGUGCUGAGCCCUUUUGUGCUCCAGGAGAUCAUCAUGGAGGCUCUGCAGAGGCUGAACCCUGCCCAUGUGCACAACCACCUGCGCACCCCAGCCUUCCAUCAGCUGGUGCAAAGGUGCCAGCAGGCCUACAUGCAGUACAUCCACCACCGGCUCAUCCACCUGAUCCCGGCCGACUACGACGACUUCGUGAACGCCAUCCGCAGCGCCCGCAGCGCCUUCUGCCUCACCCCCAUGGGCAUGAUGCAGUUCAACGACAUCCUGCAGAACCUGAAGCGCAGCAAGCAGACCAAGGAGCUGUGGCAGAGGGUGUCCCUGGAGAUGGCCACCUUCUCGCCGUGACAGCAGGACACGCGGCCCUUUGCCCCGCCUCGCUGUGCUUCCAUCCACACCACCCUGCGUCCUGCAGCCUCUCUGGGGCCUUUUCUUUGGGGGUUUGGUUUUUUAUUCGUUAUUUUUUUUAGUUUUAACCUGUUGGAAACCACUGACCUGAUGUAUUUAUAUACCAUGACAUUCCUCUCCAGCACCGCUGCGUGUCGGCGCCGCGCUGGGCUGGCUGCUCCCUGCUCAGGGCUGCGGGCUGGGGGAGCAGCAGGCCCCUGGGGAAGCUGAGCUGGCUGCCCUGUGGUGUAGCCACUGCGUGUUGCUUCCGAGGGCUGCGGGCUGGGGGAGCAGCCAGGCCCCUGGGGAAGCUGAGCCGGCUGCCCUGUGCUGUAGUGACUGCGUGUUGCCUCCGAGCCCCCGGGGGCUGUGCUGAGCAGUUUGCAGUGUGCUGACACUGAGUCUGAGGGGUGGGGGAUUCUGUUUCAGAUAUUUAUUUUGGCAUUUAUAAAUAUGUAAACUUUC